GGCUGCAUAUGCAAGAUCGCUGGGCAAGCCGUUAGCCGGAGAGAACCUCAACCUCUCAUCUCAGCCAUUGAACGCCUCUCGUGGUCGCGUGAGAGGGACAGACAGCAAGUGAACUGCCUGUAGAAAAGCUCUUCGUUCCCCUUCUCGAGCACAUUUGGUCUUGAGUACUCAUCGUUUUCCACUUCAACUGAGCUCUUCUGCAUCUCGAGAUACUCACCGCUCCUGUACUUAAGUCACUUCGUACCACCAUGGCAUCCACUUCGGGCUCUAAACCGAUCGUCCUCCACAUUGGCGAUCCUGUCAAGUGGAACACAGCAUUCUACGACAUAUUCUCGAAAGAUUUCACCGUCCUUCGUCCUUCGUUAGAAGAACGUCAACGAGAUGCAUUCAUGAAAGGGCUGAAGGAAGGAAAGUGGGGCAACUUCUCUGCGAUAUUUCGUCCCUUUUGGAAUACAGGGGGUGAGAUGGGUCGUUGGGACAAAGAAAUGAUCCCAUUGAUCCCCAAAUCGUGCAAGAUCUUUGCCUCUGCUGGCGCUGGCUUCGAUUGGGCUGAUGUUGAUAUUUUGGCCGAGAGAGGGAUUGUGUACUGCAACAGCGCAUUAGCUUCCACCGAAGCCGUUGCGGACUUCGCAAUCUUCCUCAUCUUGGCGACAUUCCGCAACCUCAAUUGGUGCACGACCGCUGCUCGCUCAUCAGCAACAGACUUCACGUAUUGUCAUCAGAACACCGCAGCCCUCUCUCACAAUCCUCGUGGCAAUAACCUCGGUGUUAUCGGACUCGGCAACAUCGGGUUUGAAAUCGCGCGGAAAGCUUACCUGGCAUUUGGAAUGAAAAUCAAGUACUUCGAUGUUAUUCGCAAAUCCAAAUCCAAAGAGGCUGAGAUCGAAGCGGAAUUCUUCACGGACGUUGACGCUAUGCUUGCGAUUAGCGAUUGUGUGGUUCUUGCAACACCUGCUAGCCCAGAUGGCAGGAAGCUCAUAACCAAGGAACGACUCUCAAAGAUGAAGAAGGGGAGUAGGUUUGUGAAUAUUGCUCGAGGUGUCCUCGUUGAUGAGGAGGCUUUGGCUGAUGCAGUUGAGGAUGGGACUCUGGUUGGUGUGGGCUUAGAUGUCCAUGAGAACGAGCCGAAGGUCAGCGAAAGGUUGAAGAGGUUGAGGGAGGUUAACCUCACAGCACACAAUGCUGGAGGUACUCUGGAAACUCACAUUGGAUUCGAGGAGCUGGCAAUGAGAAACAUCGACGCCGUGCUCAAAGGCAAAGAACCGCUGACACCAGUCAACAAGCACUUGAUCAUCGUCCCUGCAAGCAAAAUUGGCAAAGUCAAACUUUGAACCCGGAACCUUGACUUCAACUAAUUGGCUUUGUAGAGUUAAAGUAGAUAUGAUUCGUGCCUCAAAAGCUCAUUUGAAUGCAUUCAGUUAUUUCCAUGCAACGAUUUACGAAUCAAGCAUGAAUUACGUAAUGACCAG
This is a messenger RNA of Hyaloscypha bicolor E, 1469 nucleotides long. Its product is annotated as D-isomer-specific 2-hydroxyacid dehydrogenase-like protein. The coding region runs from base 249 to 1331 and encodes 360 amino acids. The record is from RefSeq and is a predicted model, not a curated record. Gene Ontology annotation, cellular component: cytosol. Gene Ontology annotation, molecular function: NAD binding; hydroxypyruvate reductase [NAD(P)H] activity; glyoxylate reductase (NADPH) activity. The transcript has 4 exons. NCBI's taxonomy places the organism in Eukaryota, Fungi, Ascomycota, Leotiomycetes, Helotiales, Hyaloscyphaceae.